AUGGUGUUCCUACGAUUGUCGGUCAAAGUAUUCCCGCGGGAUCAGCUGGCCUCCAACUCAAGCUCGAGCUGGGGACGGUCUCUACCCUUCACGCGGAAGUCUGUGAAUGAUGACUCGAGCCAGGCAUCUGCGGCGUCCGCUACAUCAAAGAAACCCGGUAUCUUUCUCCUUGUACUUGAAAAGCCAGAGGAUGUAACGCUAGGUGGACUUGCGGGAAUGAUCCAGGAUCACUGGGCCAAGCUACACCCUGACCUGGAACCCCUUACGAUUAAGAAAAUCUUGGACGAUACGAAAGAAGACCUCGACCUUUACCCCGAUUUGACUGUCGCCGAUGUUUGGGUUGACUAUGGAAAAGCCCGCGCCGAUGGUCUUGACCAGCGUGGUACUGUCCGUGUUGUUCAGAAACCUGCUGCGGCUGCAGCGCCAGAACGCUUCCCCUCUGUUGAUCAGGACUGGGAUGCUGCGAUUGUCGCAUAUGAACGGCAGCGCGAUUCGAAGAUUAAGAAGGACGUUAUUAAGCGGCGGUUCUCUCCUAUCCAAGAGGAAGAUGAGUCACAAAGCAUUCAUUCCGUACCGAGCCACCGAUCGUCUCAGACCCCAUGGUCCGUAUCGCCUGGUCACUCCGGACACGAUACACAGAAUCAACACCACAUUCAUAAUGGUAUCUCUGAAGAACAGCGCCGUCGUCGCGAUGUGCCUCUUUCUUCUGUUGAAGUCCACAGUCCUACCGCUCAACAUGAAUCGGCGGCAGUUAAUGGGCCUACGAUUGCUGGCACGCCUCCUCCUAGACGGGACGAGAGUGAAGAGCUCGGCGAGUCGCCUUCUCCAGCUGAACGACGACGUUCUAGCACGAGAGCUAGGUCUACACCUGCUUCCGCAACUGCCACUUCUCCAAAAUCGAAUGGUCGACUGGGGAAGAUUGCGAGACCGCGUGUGCCAGCUACACGAACGAUUACCAAGAUUCCCGACGAUGCUGAACCUGCUGAGUCGUCUCAGCAAUCAGCUGAAGCCCCUGCAGUUCCUGAGCAAAAGGACAAAGAACAGAUCGAGGAGAGCAGCAAUGAGGCAAGCGAGUCUGAGAGCGCAGAGGACAACAAUGUAACUCCACCACCCAAGCCAUCCGUGAAGCGCACAUCUGUUGGACCUCAGCCAGAAAGCCGUCUCUCGGCUCUUGCCAAGAGCAUAUCGAAAUCACCGCAGCAGAAGCCCUCUGAUCAGGCAAUUCCUAUUUCGAGCGCAGAAGAAAGUGAGGAUAGCGAUGACGACAGUGACGACAGUGACGAGGAAAGCGACAAGGAAUCGGAUAAGAACGAAACUGCGAAAAGCCCAGCGAAACCGGUUGGAGUUGAGAAUCCCGAAGACAAACCAGCACAAAACGAGAACGAUGAUCUCUCCGAGGAAUCCUCAUCUUCAUCUUCGUCUUCAUCUGAUUCUUCUUCUUCCGAGUCUGGAGAUAACGAAGAAUACGCCGCAGAGGAUACAAUCGCCGAAAUCCAGCUGACUGCUAAUCGGACUCAGGAGGCUGAUAAAGAUGGAGAUGUGCAAAUGGAAGGCUCUCAGACCACUGUUUCCCCUCAGGCAUCUCAGAUGAACGGUGCUUCGGGCGAGACUCGGUCUCGGAAGCGCAAGCAGAGUCCAGAUGGACCUGUGUCGGUCAAGGAAACUCGUAUCAACCAGGCCCAUCCAUCAACUCGCCAGCAGACUAAAUUCAGGUCCCCUUCAGUUGUAAUUUCUUCACAGCAUACAGAGGACCAGUCCAAGUCGAAGUCACCAAUUGGCUCGGCUGAGAUCCCGCUACCACCUCAGUUAGUGAGCCCACGCCGGAGACAUGAGCGUGUCCCUUCAUUCUCUAGCCCUGCCCGUCGCCGUGCCAGUAUUUCGAAGGACAGAGAGCAGUCACCAAACCCUACGAAAGGACUGGGAUUGGGUAUCACUGCGAGCCCCCCAAACGGCUUUGAUAACGGCUUUGGUGGGCCUCUGUUGCCCAGCAGCGUACCUACCGCGGCUGAUUCAGUCGAUAUGACCCCCGGCGCUAGGCAAACCCCUGCGCUCGACAGGACCAAGAAGUUGCACUCCGCGAUCCGCGGGAAAGAUUCCCCCUCAGAACGGGGUGAGAGACGAUCGGUCUCCUUCCAAGAGGGUGACAACAUCUUCUUGACUUCCGACCCCGCUCUACCUACAACCUCAACUCCUCGCGCUACGACUAUGAAGUCCCAGCCAGCAAGACCGCCAACUGCCGCUAACAAGAUUAUUGGUUCGGGUACGCAGUCAGGCUUGGAUCCUCGUGGUACGCCCAAGGACAAGGAAGCUCAAAAGACACCGACUUCUGCCGAACCUCCCAAGCAAACUGCCAAUGGAACCAGGAGCAAUGCCACCAAGGCUGCCUCUAAGGGCAAAGCCGCUCAGAAGACCCCGGCAUCGAAGUCUAGCCAGGGAACUCCAUCCAGCAGUCAGAGCCACACCGUCUAUCCACCAGGGUUCUCUGCCGAAAGCAUCAGCAAAAUGAGUGCGCAAAUCGAGCAGGAUACGCAAGAGAAACACGAACUGGAAGAACGACUCAAAGCAUCAAAUGCCGAUCCUCAAAUAUUGAUUCUAGCGACGGAGAUGCUGGGGCUCAUCAAUAACCUUGAGACCAAGAAGCGCCAGGGAACCAAGAGGAUGGAGUCCUGGCGCACAAAGCUUGACCAAAUGCGGGAACAACUCAAAACUUGCGAAGAGAAGAAAAGGCAGCAAGACGAGAACCCCAAGCAAUCAGUUGCACGCACACCCCGUCCUACCCUAAAGGGUCUUCUCAGCAGCCAGAGACAAGAAAUGGCUGCUAAAACCGCCAAAUCUCGUCCUGAGCCAAAGCCCGCUCCACCACCUCGUGGUGAUGUGUAUGAUGUACCCAGCUCCAGUGAGUCUGAGAGUUCGGACAGUGAUUCUGAUUCCGACAGUGACGAGUCCGAGAGUGACCAAGGCGAUAUCUUACCCGAUGGGUCCCAUGAAAAGCUGCGCAAGCCCUGGUCUCAGCGCAAUAAGUGA
Penicillium canescens is the source of this 3024-nucleotide messenger RNA. RefSeq lists its product as uncharacterized. The record is from RefSeq and is a predicted model, not a curated record. The coding region runs from base 1 to 3024 and encodes 1007 amino acids. NCBI's taxonomy places the organism in Eukaryota, Fungi, Ascomycota, Eurotiomycetes, Eurotiales, Aspergillaceae. The transcript is spliced from 3 exons.